Molecule: messenger RNA, 1136 nt
Organism: Anopheles gambiae (African malaria mosquito)
Lineage: Eukaryota; Metazoa; Arthropoda; Insecta; Diptera; Culicidae
Exons: 5
Coding region: 101-970 (289 amino acids)
Biological process (GO): sensory perception of smell
Molecular function (GO): odorant binding
Source: RefSeq, a predicted model, not a curated record
CAUCAGUCAUCUACCAGCAAUCGUCUGAUAAGCUCCGCCUCGAGUCCUCUGGAAUUGCAACUUCCAAACGCCAAAUCGUCCAAACGCCUCCAACGCCACCAUGAAGACCUUCGUCGCCAUUGCCGUUGUUGCCCUGAUCGCUGGCACUUUCGCCCUCACGAUUGACCAGAAAAAGAAGGCCGAAGGAUACGCGGCCGAGUGCGUCAAGACGACCGGUGUCCCGCCGGAGACGGCGGCCAAGCUGAAGGGGGGCGAUUUUGCCGGCGCUGACGAUAAGACCAAGUGCUUCGCCAAGUGCUUCCUCGAGAAGGCCGGCUUCAUGACGGACAAGGGCGAAAUUGAUGAGAAGACGGUCAUCGAGAAGCUGUCGGUUGACCACGACCGGGCAAAGGUGGAGGGACUGGUGAAGAAGUGCAACCACAAGGAGGCCAACCCGUGCGAGACGGCCUUCAAGGCGUACCAGUGCAUCUACGCCGCUAAAGGUAUAAAACGAUGCGAGACACGCGUUCUCGAACGCUACUCCCGCAACAGGUGUGAUAGAAUGAAGUUCUUAGUGUUUGCCAUUGUGUUAAGUGCGAUCUGCUUGGAUGCACUCGUCGAUGGAGCAGCAGCACCUCCACCGGAUCUGGAAGAUGUGAGCAAAAUUGCCAACGGCGAAGCAUUUGCGCUGGAAUGCUUGAUCGAGAGUGGACUCAAGCUGGACUCGCUGGCUGCCCUCUCGGCAAAGGAGCUGGACACGAAUGGCAGCAAGAUUAAGUGCUUGGUGAAAUGUUUCUUUGAGAAAACGGGCUUCAUGAACAAGGACGGCCAGCUGCAGGAGGAAACCAUCACCGAGCAGCUGUCCAAGUUUAUGCCCCGCGAGCGCAUUGAAUCGCUCGUCAAAAACUGCAACUUCCAGGAGGCGGACGCUUGCGAGACGGCAUACAAAGUGACCGAGUGCUACUUCCAGAACAAAGCCGGGCUGUUUUAAGUUCGUGCGUGCCCACCUACCAACCUACCGGAAGCUGAUGUGAUAGCGGCCACGUGUGGCUCCAGCAAGUGCAACAUAUGAGUGUGAUCUGUUCAAUAAAUUCCCGCCACCAGCUGUCAGAACGGCCAGUGCGUUGUGUGGAAUUGCAAGUGUUUACGUGUUUGAA